UAAGUUGAAACUUUUUUGUUUUAGUUGUUCAUAACAAAUGCCAAUGCUGUCGAUGUAGGUAAGUUCAUCUGUUCACCAAAAAUAUUAAAUAUUAAAAAAUAUAUACUUUUGAUGAAAAUUGAAAAAUAAAUGUAAGAUAUGUCAUUUUGAUAACUUGUUCAUCCAUAUAAUAAUACAGUAUAUAUUAUGUAUAUCAUAUUGUUUCUUUAAGCAUGUGGCAACAACCCAGCAGAUAUAGGUUUUGUGUUGGAUUCAUCUAGCAGCAUUUGGCCUUCCAAUUAUUCAAGGAUGUUGAACUUUGUCAACUCAUUCAUUGAUUCUUUUCAAAUAGGCCCAGAGAAAGUACAGAUAGCAGCUAUCACGUAUAGUGACCUUGUCCACAAGGAAUUCUAUUUCAAUGAGUUUACAGGAAAGGCUCCUUUAAAAGAGAGAAUUUCAGCAAUAAAACAAAAGUUGGGCGGGACAGAAACAGCACUUGCAAUCGACUUUAUGAGGACAAAGGUGUUCAAACAUGCAAAUGGAAUGAGAGAUGACGUCCCUCAUAUAGUAAUAGUGAUCACAGAUGGAGUAUCCAGGGAACCAAAAGACACAAAACAAGCUGCGAAAAAAGCUAAAGCAGAAGGGUUGAUGGUGUAUGCUGUUGGAGUAGGUUUAAAGAUUAACAAGAAUGAACUCGAAGCCAUAGCCUCUGAUCCAAGCUUUGUCUUUGAGGUUGACAAUUUCGACGCUUUAAACGAGAUCAAAGAGGUACUCGCAAUCAAGGUUUGUGUCAAAGCAUGUGGCGAACGGAGACCAGCAGACAUUGUCUUCCUUGUAGACUCAUACAAGAGUGGAGACUCGUAUACUAAAAAGUCCCUGGACUUUGUCGGCAACCUUUCAAAGCAGUUUGAAAUCGGACAAGAUAAGAUUCGUGUUGGGCUAGUCCAACAAUGCCUUAUUGGAGGAUUUCCUCUAAGCCAAGGGAAGUCGACCAUCCGCAAAGAAAAUAGCAGUAGCCAUUUUAGAUUCUGCUUUUCCUGACGAGGAGAGGGUGAGAAUUGCGGCCGA
Owenia fusiformis is the source of this 1047-nucleotide messenger RNA. The record is from the annotation of a GenBank genome assembly. Lineage: Eukaryota; Metazoa; Annelida; Polychaeta; Sabellida; Oweniidae.